AUGUCGACCGCUCAGUACACCAAGAAGACCUUCACCCUCAACACCGGUGCUAAGAUCCCAGCCAUUGGUCUGGGCACCUGGCAGUCCAAGCCCAACGAGGUCCGUGAGGCUGUGAAAAAUGCCUUGCUGAGGGGCUACCGCCACAUUGACACUGCCCUUGCCUACGGCAACGAGCACGAGGUUGGCGAGGGUAUCCGGGACUCUGGCGUUCCCCGCGAAGAGAUCUGGGUCACCACUAAGCUCGACAACCCCUGGCACCACCGCGUUGCGGAGGGCAUUGACUCCUCCCUCAAGAGCCUGGGUCUCGACUAUGUUGACCUCUACUUGGUCCACUGGCCCAGCUCGACCGAUCCCAAUGACCUGAAGAAGCACCUUCCCGACUGGGACUUCAUCAAGACCUGGCAAGAGAUGCAGAAGCUGCCUGCGACCGGCAAGGUUCGCAACAUCGGUGUCUCCAACUUUGGCAUCAAGAACAUGGAGAAGCUGUUGAACGACCCUAGCACCAAGAUCGUCCCUGCCGUCGACCAGGUCGAGCUGCACCCCAACAACCCCUCUCCCAAGCUGAUUGCCUACCUGAAGUCCAAGGGUAUCCACGCCACCGGCUACUCUUGCCUGGGCUCCACCAAUUCGCCCCUCUACAAGGACCCCACUCUCCUGCAGAUCGCUGAGAAGAAGGGCCGAACUCCCCAGCAGGUGCUGCUUCUCUGGGGUCUGCAGAAGGGCUGGAGCGUCAUCCCCAAGUCCGUCAGCAAGUCUCGUAUUGACGCGAACUUCGACCUUGACGGCUAUGAGUUGACCGACGAGGAGAUCAACCAGCUCGAUAACCUCAAGGACCGUUUCAAGGUCUGCGGUGACGACUGGUUUGCCUAUGAGAAGGCUUCCAAGGCCAUCAGGUCGAGGAUUCCAGAACAUCUGCAACAAGGCUCACUCCGUUACCAACCAGCUUAUGCUCGUAUUAAUCCCCGACAGCCUAUUAACAGGGCCGCUGCCAUUCGCCAGGCUCGUAGCCGUCACUUUUCUACUCGUGCUGGAAGCGCCUUCAUCUCGUACAUCCGGACUGGACUACAAGGUGAACGUGCUGCCUUCCAGCCGUCCCGUGUUGCGUCCAAUGUCAGUCGAUUGACCUCCCGGGCUCCGUUUGCCUCGACCUUGCGUCCCAACUUGACCGGUGGCACGUUGGGCCGUACCGCAGGAGGGUACACGAUUGGCGCUGGUCGCGUUGGGGGUGCCCGGUACUUCUCUCAUGGCCCAGCGGCGCCUGCGCAGGUCAUCAACAAUGUAUCGGUCGGUGUUCGGGCGUUUUUCCUCUCGGGGCAGAAGGCUCGGUUCGAUGGUAUCGACCACGUCACCGGAAACAAGAAGUACAAGGCCGUUAGUGCGCUCCAAGACGAGGCCGAGCGUAAGAUGAUGGCGAUUCCCCGAACGGCGCCCGGUUCUUUCGUUGAUUUCCAGAUGUCGCCUACUAUCACGGCAUUUGGCCUGGAGAAGAAGUUUGGUGUGUCUGGGGCAGUGGAGCCCGCGACGCUCAAGUCGGACGGUGUCCUGGAUGUGCUCUCUGCCGAUUUCGGACGUGCUCUCAAGGACUUGGCGGCCGUACUCAAUGACCUUAAGCGGCUGUCAAGUCUAGGAGACUUGCCCAUUUUACUUCACGACAGAUCAACAAUACGGGUACGAUUUCCAGGCUGUGAUGCAGCCACCGUGGAGCGACUGUGUGACGAAGUCGGCGUCCAGCGGGGCAAGAUCGUGCAGGACGACGAUUUCAACAUUCGCACCGGCGCUGAUCUCGCCCUUCUGUUCCCCUUUGCACCCAGCAUUCCUGCUUCGCCAGGUACUGAGGAGUACUUCUACCGAGAAGAGCCAGCUUGCACCCAGAAGCCUGAUGGAGUUGAUUGGGAAGCCAUGAUGUCAGACAGCCUCUCGGAGUCGUCACCAGCGCACAAGCUCAGCUUCGAGGAUGUUACCAUGUUCAACGACAAUCCAUGGGCCUCCUCCCCUUCGGGGUAUUCCAGCAUCAAUAUCAGCGAGCUUGGCGAUCGGGAGCUUUUCCCCGAGACGUCGAGUGCUGGCAUACCUAGCACUUCCGGAUGUGGAUCAACCGAAGGAAUACAUCGUUUUCUAGCAGAAUGUGAUCGUGCUGCGCAAUGUUAUUGAUAUGCAUAUCUAUCCAACUUGGACAUUCAUU
Molecule: messenger RNA, 2182 nt
Organism: Aspergillus candidus
Lineage: Eukaryota; Fungi; Ascomycota; Eurotiomycetes; Eurotiales; Aspergillaceae
Product: aldo/keto reductase
Exons: 5
Coding region: 1-2151 (716 amino acids)
Biological process (GO): arabinose catabolic process; cellular response to oxidative stress; proteasome assembly
Molecular function (GO): proteasome binding; aldose reductase (NADPH) activity
Source: RefSeq, a predicted model, not a curated record